Molecule: messenger RNA, 1406 nt
Organism: Vespula pensylvanica (western yellowjacket)
Lineage: Eukaryota; Metazoa; Arthropoda; Insecta; Hymenoptera; Vespidae
Product: odorant receptor 13a-like
Exons: 9
Coding region: 105-1274 (389 amino acids)
Biological process (GO): detection of chemical stimulus involved in sensory perception of smell; sensory perception of smell
Cellular component (GO): plasma membrane
Molecular function (GO): odorant binding; olfactory receptor activity
Source: RefSeq, a predicted model, not a curated record
UAAGAGAAUCUUAGAUGAGAAGAAAAUUACCGAAUACAUUAUGCGUAAUUGCACAUGGAAAGGGGAUUUCUCUCCCAGUGUUUAUUCGAUAGUACUCGAACGUAAUGGACUUCUUUGACGGUCGUCACUAUAGAAUCAAUAAAGUUUUACUAUCCUUUAUCGGCCAGUGGCCCUAUCAAACGAUCAGUCGAAGAAAUAUCACUUUAUCGAUUUUAUUUUUACUAGCUGGCACACAAAUUAUAGCUAAGAUGUGUGCUUUGGUAAUUUCGUAUCAUGACGUAGAUGUUUUAUUGGAAAACUUGGCACCUUUCAUAGUCGACUUAGGUGGUGUAAUCAAAAUAAUAAAUUGUGCGCUUAAAACGGAGAAGAUGAAGAUACUCAUUGAUCGCAUUCAAACAGAUAUUAUUUCAUAUACUAAAGCUGGAAAAGUAAAUAUUCUAAAGAAAUACGCUAAAGAUGGAAGAAGGUUUACCAUCAUGUAUGCAGGCUUUUUGUACGCGGCAAUGAUAAUAUUCAUGAUUACACCAUUGAAGCCACUUAUUUUUAAUACCUUAAACGAAACAAGCGAACGACCAUUGAUACAUCACGUUGAAUAUUUCGUGGACACUCAAAGAUAUUAUUAUUUUAUUAUUCUUCACUCUUAUGUGACCAUUGUAAUUUGCAUUUCUGCGAUCGUUGCUAUUGAUACAAUGUUUCUGAUUUUCAUACAGCAUGUUUGCGGAUUAUUUUCAACAUUAGGGUAUCAACUUCAUCAUGUGACAGACGAUGAAACUUUCGAUUUAGACAUAAAUCCUUCUAUAAAGCAUGAUAAAUCUUAUAAACAUUUGGCCGAAUGCGUUUAUAGACACAAGAAAGCGAUAGAGUUUGCCGAUCUUAUGGAAUCUUAUUAUUCCACAUCUUUCUUCCUGCAGGCAGGUCUCAAUAUGAUUGGAAUGAGUAUCACAGGUCUACAGGCUGUUGCAAAUAUGGAUGAAACAAACAAGUUUCUUCAACAAUUGGUGUUCUCUUAUGCUCAAUUAGCUCAUCUCUUUUUUGAAAGUAUAAAUGCUCAACGUCUUAUAGAUCACAGUGAUCGAAUGAAUGAAUAUUUAAUAAAUGUAGAAUGGUAUCAAACUUCGAUUAGAACGAGAAAAGUUAUCAAUCUUAUGUUAACUAGAUCACGAGUACCUUGCACAUUAACUGCAGCAAAUAUGUUCAUCAUAUCUAUGGAAACUUUUAGUACAAUUGUCCGUACAUCAAUGUCAUACUUCACUGUUUUGCGUUCAGUGCAAUGAAUUUUAGAACAUUAUGAAUGUGUAUAAAAUAAAUUUCAAAUGAUUUUUGUAAAAAUUUAAUUAGAGUAAUAUAACUAAUGUAGUAUAUUUGUGUAUGUGUGUGUGUAUGUGUGUAUAAACAAAUCAUUUUUA